CUGAUGCAAACUUUGCAUCAGCCGUUUUCGGAGUUCUACAUCCAAUGGCUAAAUGGUGUUCGUGAACUAAAACUUUUGAAAAACAAUCGGUUUGUGACACCGUUAUCAAACGGUUUGAUGAACCGGUUGAACCUCCUAAAAGACAGCCAAUUAUUCCGAGCCGCAUUGUAUUUGGAUCCUAGAUUCAAUUUCUUGGAUUCUAAAGUAUUCAGUCUUGAGGAAAAGGAAUCAACCCAGGAGUAUUUGAUGCGAAUUUGGGAGAGAGUCCAUGCGCUUUGCUCUGCUAAUAAUGCACCGUUUGAACUAUCACCAGAUAAUUCCAUCAAUGAAUCUGCAGCAUCCGUAGUAGAGGAUUUGGACGAUUUCCUUACCGAUAUGUACGGUGGCACGCUGAGCACAUUGACACAUAACUCUAAAACUGUAGAUAGUAUUCGGCAGCAGAUCAAAAUGCUGGAAAUUGAGCCUCGACAACCACACACGUGCGAUGUAUGGAAGCACUGGUUGGCCAGAAAGGCAUCACACCCGGAGCUUUUUGCUGUGGCUAUGGUGGUGCUUUCUGCGCCGUCAAACCAAGCAUCGGUCGAAAGAGCGUUUAGCGCUUUGGCUCUUGUGCUUACGAGCCAUCGAACUGGCAUGGCUGAUGAUCUGUUGGAGAAUACGUUGUUGGUUAAACUUAACCAGCCCAUCGUUGAGAAAGUAAUGCCAACGCUUUAUCCUUGGAAGGACUUCAAGGAAAAUAUUAACCAAUAAUAGUGAUCGAAUUGAUACCAGUUAGUAUGACUAAUUUAUAUGAACUCAUGUGUAUAUAGUUAUGAAUAUUUUAGCUUUAUAGUUAGCACUUUAUCAAUAUUUUAUUAGCUUUCAUGCCACCAUUGAAUUUUUACUGAAAAGUAGUAUAGACUGUUAUGAAUUUUGAUGUGUAUAUAUUUAUGAAUUAUAUAGCUUUACUUAGUACUUUACCUUUUCCAGAGCGUUAGUACUCUACCAGUACCAGUUUAUUAGUUUUGAAAACCUGAAUUUCUAUUUAUUAGUAUUACUAACUGUUAUGAAUUUAGAUGUGUAUUAUUUCGUAUGGUUAUUGGUAGCUAUUAUACGAACUGAUCUCUUAUGUUGCACUAUUUAAAUAAAGAGAGAUGAACUACA
This is a messenger RNA of Anopheles arabiensis, 1143 nucleotides long. RefSeq lists its product as uncharacterized. The record is from RefSeq and is a predicted model, not a curated record. The coding region runs from base 4 to 750 and encodes 248 amino acids. Gene Ontology annotation, molecular function: protein dimerization activity. NCBI's taxonomy places the organism in Eukaryota, Metazoa, Arthropoda, Insecta, Diptera, Culicidae. The transcript has 2 exons.